AUGUUGCGCCGCUCCCUACCUCCCAUGCGCGCCCGGCGUGUUCUCGCCACGCGGACUUUCUCGACGUCAUCUCAUCUUCGAGCCGACAAUGCAUUGCCUACACGCAAGCCCGUCGGUGCUUUCCGCGGGGGAAUUUUCGGCUUCCUGCUGGGCACUGUGGCUGCAGGUGCUUCUGUUUACUUCUACAUCUUGAAGGAAUACAGAGUAUCAAACGAGAUGUUGACGGGUGAUAUAUUCGCCCUCCAAAAUGCGUCACAAAAGCUAAACAAAUACAUCACCGAGCUGGAAACCAAGCUGGAUGAGCUGCAGAAAAAGAAAAAAUAA
This is a messenger RNA of Talaromyces atroroseus, 324 nucleotides long. RefSeq lists its product as hypothetical. The coding region runs from base 1 to 324 and encodes 107 amino acids. The transcript has 3 exons. NCBI's taxonomy places the organism in Eukaryota, Fungi, Ascomycota, Eurotiomycetes, Eurotiales, Trichocomaceae. The record is from RefSeq and is a predicted model, not a curated record.